Molecule: messenger RNA, 3410 nt
Organism: Balaenoptera ricei (Rice's whale)
Lineage: Eukaryota; Metazoa; Chordata; Mammalia; Artiodactyla; Balaenopteridae
Gene: MELTF
Product: melanotransferrin
Exons: 16
Coding region: 116-2359 (747 amino acids)
Biological process (GO): iron ion transport
Cellular component (GO): plasma membrane; extracellular region; early endosome
Source: RefSeq, a predicted model, not a curated record
AGGCCAGUGCCAGGGAAGAAGGAGGAAGAAAGCUCCGGCUGCUGUUGACCCACUUGGACCCACACCUAGAAAAAACCCGCGCCAAACCCAGCCCCAGCUAGCUCUAGACUGCGCCAUGCGGGGCCCCAGCGUGGCUCUGUGGCUCAUCCUGGCUCUGCGCACUGCACUCGGAGGGAUGGAGGUGCGAUGGUGCACCAUCUCAGACCCGGAGCAGCAGAAGUGCAGUGACAUGAGCAAGGCCUUCCAGCAAGCCAGCAUCCAGCCCUCCCUCCUGUGCGUCCAGGGCACCUCAGCUGACCACUGCCUCCAGCUCAUCACGGCCCGGGAAGCUGACGCCAUCACUCUGGAUGGAGGAGCCAUUUACGAGGCGGGGAAGGAGCACGGCCUGAAGCCCGUGGUGGGCGAGGUGUAUGAUCAAGAGGUCGGUACCUCCUAUUAUGCCGUGGCUGUGGUGAAGAGGGGCUCCCACGUGACCAUCAACACCCUGAAAGGCGUGACGUCCUGCCACACGGGCAUCAACCGGACGGUGGGCUGGAACGUGCCCGUGGGCUACCUGGUGGAGAGUGGCCGCCUCUCGGUGAUGGGCUGCGACGUGCUCAAAGCUGUCAGCGACUAUUUUGGGGGCAGCUGCGUCCCCGGGGCAGGAAAGACCAGUUACUCAGAGUCCCUCUGUCGACUCUGCCGGGGCAACACCGCCGGGGAAGGGGUGUGUGACAAGAGCCCCCUGGAGAGAUACUACGACUAUAGCGGGGCCUUCCGGUGCCUGGCAGAAGGGGCCGGGGACGUGGCCUUUGUGAAGCACAGCACGGUGCUGGAGAACACAGACGGGAAAACCCUGCCCUCCUGGGGCCAGACGCUGCUGUCACAGAACUUCGAGCUGCUGUGCCGGGAUGGCAGCCGGGCUGAUGUCACUGAAUGGAGGCGAUGCCACCUGGCUCGGGUGCCUGCUCAUGCCGUGGUGGUCCGAGCCGACACAGACGGGGGUCUCAUCUUCCGGCUGCUCAACGAAGGCCAGCGCCUGUUCAGCCAUGAGGGCAGCAGCUUCCAGAUGUUCAGCUCUGAGGCCUACGGCCAGAAGAACCUGCUGUUCAAAGACUCCACCUCCGAACUGGUGCCCAUCGCCACGCAGACCUACGAGGCAUGGCUGGGCCGCGAGUACCUGCAUGCCAUGAAGGGUCUCCUCUGUGACCCCAACCGGCUGCCCCACUACCUGCGCUGGUGCGUGCUGUCCACGCCCGAGAUCCAGAAGUGCGGAGACAUGGCUGUGGCCUUCAGCCGGCAGAGGCUCAAGCCGGAGAUCCAGUGUGUGUCCGCCGCGUCCCCCCAGCGCUGCAUGGAACAGAUCCAGGCUGGGCAAAUCGACGCUGUGACCCUGAAGGGCCAGGACAUUUACACAGCGGGGAAGAGAUACGGCCUGGUUCCAGCAGCCGGGGAGCACUAUGCCCCGGAGGACAGGAGCAACUCGUACUUCGCGGUGGCCGUGGUGAAGCGGAACAGCUCCUAUGCCUUCACCCUGGACGAGCUGCGGGGCAAGCGCUCCUGCCACCCAGGCUUCGGCAGCCCUGCAGGCUGGGACAUCCCUGUGGGCGCCCUUGUGCAGAGGGGCUACAUCCGGCCCAGGGACUGUGACGUCCUCACAGCACAGCCCUUCCCCUCUGCCCCAGCGGUGAGUGAGUUCUUCAGCGCCAGCUGUGUGCCCGUGAACAACCCCAAGCACUACCCAUCCUCGCUGUGCACACUCUGCGUGGGAGACGAGCAAGGCCGCAACAAGUGUGUGGGAAACAGCCAGGAGAGGUACUACGGCUACAGUGGCGCCUUCAGGUGCCUGGUUGAGAAUGCAGGGGACGUUGCCUUCGUUAAGCACACGACUGUCUUUGACAACACGAAUGGCCACAAUUCUGAGCCCUGGGCUGCUGAGCUCAUGUCGGAGGACUACGAGCUGCUGUGUCCCAAUGGGGCCCGGGCCGAGGUGACCCAGUUCGCUGCCUGCAACCUGGCACAGAUACCGUCCCAUGCUGUCAUGGUCCGGCCGGACACCAACAUCUUCACUGUGUAUGGACUGCUGGACAAGGCCCAGGACCUGUUUGGAGAUGACCACAAUAAGAAUGGGUUCAAAAUGUUCGACUCCUCCAACUAUCAUGGCCAAGACCUGCUUUUCAAGGAUGCCACCCUCCGGGCAGUACCUGUGGGAGAGAAAACUACUUACCGUGACUGGCUAGGCCCCGACUACAUGGCGGCUCUGGAAGGGAUGCUGUCUCAGCAGUGCUCAGGCACAGCGAUCGUUGCCUCCAGCGUCUCCCUGCUCCUGCAGCUGCUCCCGCUGGCCCUCACGGCCAGCCUCCUCCAGCCCUGCCUCUGAAGCUGCUCUGGGCAAGCCUCGCCCUCCCUUGGAAACCUAUUCAGAAAUCUCCCUAGAUAAGGCUGUUCUCCUCAGUAAAUCCAGUUAACACUGCUCAGAGGGAAACGUGUGCCGGGAGAGGAAGCAUGAGAAACCACAGAGCUCCCCAGGGCUGCGAUUCCAACACUGAAGCUUCUGUGAUCGCUCCAGAGCGGGAUAAAGAGGGAUGUUACAGCAAAGCCCCCCAGCUGGACUGAGCAGGUCUCUCCCUCCUGCUGGAACCCAGCCGCUGCCUCCCCGGCGCCGCCUGUCCCUCCGCUACCUGAGGUGGUGCGCUGGCCCACCUCCCAGUCACGUCCCACCCACAGGCUGGUACAGCCGCUGCCCCGCAGAUCUGCAGGCUCCCACCACACAGAUCCUCACCAGCCUUGGCUUUGGAAGAGACUGGUUGCCAGGGAAACAGGCUGAACCCGAGCUUCCCACACCACCCUCUCUGCUGGAGCUUGCCCUGCUGAGCCGCCCAGGGGGCCUGCUGAGAUGACAGGCCUGCCGGCCCCUCCCUGACAGCUCCCACCUCCCCCUCUGGAGGAGGGACACCACAGCCAGCACCUCCCGUCAGCCCCCGCUCCGUCUGUCCUCUGGAGUCCCCGUGCCAGCCUCCCCCCCAGGAUGCUGUGUCUGUUCACCAAGGCAUCACCAGAUGAGGCUGGAGCCGGACCCCCCGAGGAGGCGGAGCUGCUGGGCACAUGCAGCCCUUCGUCCUUGUCUUCUGCGGCUCGGCGUGGCCCAGACCACCGGGCCCCUGACUGUGCUGGGCUGGGGAGGGCAGGGAGGCCAGGGCUGGACCCUAGGGGUGAAACCCUCAAGGGGUCCUAGGACAAAGGAAGUGCUUCUCAGUAUUUUUACUAGGUGGGGGCUUGAUGCAGGGUUGGGGGCCUAAAGUCUUGCCUAAAUACCUGUCUGUGGUAAGGACAGCAGGCCUCAGAACCGGACGUGCUCUGUGUGCCCUGCCCUUUGGUGAUUCAGCUGCACCCGGCUCUGUCCUGGGGCUAAGCCCAGUCAGCAGGAAUCC